CCGAUCACCCAACUUCGUCGAGGAGGGAAAGGGUCGAGAGAGAGGUCAGUAGUAGCGUAGUGAGCGGCGGCGGCGGCGGAGAUGGGGAAGGGCGGCGAGCUGUGGGACGAUUCGGCGCUGGUAGACGCGUUCGACCACGCCGUCGCCACCUUCAAGGCUAUGCAUAGCAAAAACACCCAAGCAACUACAUCGGAGAAUGAGGAACCAGGAGAUCCUGCUGUUGCUGCCCCUGCUGGAGAAGAGAACAUUUCGGCUGAGGUGGCCGAUGAGCUCAUAGAGAAGGAUGGUAGCCAGACAGAACCUUGUGAAGCAUCGGAGACACCAUAUCAGACCCAUGAGGAAAGAAAGUCCACUGAGCAGGCUCCUCUUCAGGAAAAGGAUCUGGAUAAAGAGGCACAUUUUUCAGAACCUAAGAUCCAUGCCUCAGAUGUUGCUGAUGCUGAGCAAAAAGAUACCUCAAACCAGCAGACCUGGGACUACAAUGAAUUGGUAAAAAAGUACUAUGAACUUGAGGAGCAAAGCCGGAAAGUUCUUGAGCAACUCCAUCAAACAAACUACUGGAAUUACCAAGUCCCUGGUCAAUCUUCAGUGUACCAACAACCGCAAGUUCCUGCCUAUAGUGCCACAGCACCAGAUCCGCAUUCCUCAACCAUUCAAUCCCCAUGCUGUUGUGCGAAUGUACCCCUGGUAUCAGUCUCCUGCUGUUCAACUGGCCAGACGAGUGGGGUUUCUUCUUGUAUGCAACCAAGUGGUGGUUGUAGCAUAUCAUUGACUUGUGAUCAAUGCCCUGGCACAAGUGCGACAGAUUCUACUGGAGCAACCUGUGUGCAGCAGGCAGAAAAGGUGUCUACUGACAGUGAUCAAGUUGCUAAGGCUGCAAUGAUGACUGCUGAAGGUGCCAUGAAUUUCAUGAGAAGUACGAUAUCUGGAGACUUGGGCUCCUUUCCAAGAACAGACGCUGCAUCUGGAAAGGAGAGCAUGCCUAUGGGCAUGAAUCCAAAUUUUGACACCAUGGGAGCAGAUAGUGAUCUUGCUGUUGUCUUAAAUGCAUGGUACGCAGCGGGGUUUUACACUGGCAGGUACCUCAUGCAGCAGUCCAUGAAAAAUACCAGACAAGGCUGACUUCUAUUAAAAAGCCAUUUGGAGUAUCGCCAAAGAUGUCCUUUCCACUCCAGAAAAAUCAAGAGAUCUAUUGACAACUCGUGGAACUGAACAUUCCAUUAGCAUAUGUAAUGCUAUCAGUGCUUUUCUAGCAAGAGUUAUGGUACAAUUAUACAUGAAUUUGCUGUAAGGCUCUGAUUAGACAUUAAGGAGAAACGAUGGUACUGAUCAUUUUGCUAUCCAAAUCUAUCAGAUGAUCUGUAGAAACAAGCGAUCCCUGUGUGAUGGUUUUGCUAUUUGCCGCCCAAAUCUGCGUUGAAAAUGAAAUGUACAGUUUUUAGACUA
This is a messenger RNA of Oryza sativa Japonica Group (Japanese rice), 1446 nucleotides long. RefSeq lists its product as uncharacterized. The record is from RefSeq and is a predicted model, not a curated record. Lineage: Eukaryota; Viridiplantae; Streptophyta; Magnoliopsida; Poales; Poaceae.